AUGUUGUAUCUAGUCGGGUUGGGAUUAUCCUACACAUCUGAUAUCACCGUCAGGGGCUUGGAGGUCGUCAAAAAAUGCAAGAGGGUGUACUUGGAAGCGUAUACGUCGAUAUUGAUGCAGGCGGACCAAAAGUCCUUGGAGGAUUUCUAUGGCCGGGAAGUGAUUUUGGCAGAUAGAGAGUUGGUGGAAGGAGGCUCGGACCAAAUUUUGGCUGGUGCAGAGCAGGAUGACAUUGCUUUCUUGGUUGUUGGUGAUCCUUAUGGUGCCACCACCCACACAGACUUGGUCAUCAGAGCCAGAGAGUUGGGAAUUAAGAUUGAGACCAUACACAAUGCUUCGGUAAUGAAUGCGGUAGGUGCUUGUGGAUUACAAUUGUACCAGUUUGGCCAGACGGUCUCUUUGGUGUUUUUCACAGACUCCUGGAAACCCGACUCGUUCUACGACAAGAUCUUGGAAAACAGGAAGAUUGGGUUGCAUACUUUGGUGUUAUUAGACAUUAAGGUGAAAGAACAGAGUAUCGAGAAUAUGGCUAGAGGAAGAUUGAUUUAUGAUCCUCCAAGAUACAUGAGUAUUGAGACGGCUGCAAGACAAUUGUUGGAGAUUGAGGAAUCAAGAAACCAACAAGCUUAUACUCCCAACACCCCAUGUGUGGGUGUGUCAAGAUUAGGAUCUCCCCAACAGAAGUUCAAAGCUGCCACUCUCAAAGAGUUGACAAAAUACGAGUCAGGUGAACCUUUACACUCGUUGAUUGUGUUGGGAAGACAGGUGCACGAUUUGGAGUUGGAGUUUUUGUAUGAUUUUGUCGAUGACAAGGAAAAGUUCAAGAAGUUUGUGGAGGAGGAUCAAGAGUACUUCAAACCUCCCCCUUAUGUGCCUCCUCCUGAUGACGAUGAUGAUAUGUAG
Yamadazyma tenuis ATCC 10573 is the source of this 903-nucleotide messenger RNA. RefSeq names its product diphthine methyl ester synthase (gene DPH5). Gene Ontology annotation, biological process: protein histidyl modification to diphthamide. NCBI's taxonomy places the organism in Eukaryota, Fungi, Ascomycota, Pichiomycetes, Serinales, Debaryomycetaceae. Gene Ontology annotation, molecular function: diphthine synthase activity. The record is from RefSeq and is a predicted model, not a curated record.